UCUAAUUAAUUGUACACGAAGUGAAAGCAAAACAGGACGUAACACAAAUGUGUUGUUUACCUUUAGAAGAGGAAAGCCCAAAGUAGGCUUGAGGUGUAUUUGAAAUUUGAACAGUGAAGUAUUUACAUGGGUGCGGGUGUUACGUGAAAGAAUGAAUGAUUGCUUUAGUAAAUGUAAGAAGAAAGCAAUACAAGGUGAUAGGACUGUGUACGUAGGAAGCAAACGUCUGCCUGGAGAACAUGUUGAAGUAGUUGUUCCUCACAAAUAUCCUGACAAUAGAGUUAUAUCUUCAAAGUAUACAUCAUGGAAUUUCAUACCUAAGAAUCUGUUUGAACAGUUCAGAAGAUUAGCUAAUUUCUAUUUCCUAUGUGUAGGAUUCAUUCAGUUGAUUAUUGACAGUCCAGUUAGUCCAGCUACAAGUAUUACACCAUUGGUAUUUGUAGUGGUGGUUACAGCAAUUAAACAGGGUUAUGAGGAUCGGCUGAGACAUAAAGCUGACAAUGAAGUAAAUAACAGAGAGGCAUAUGUUGUCAGAGAUGGCAAGGUGGCACAAGUUAAAUCCAUGGAUAUCACGGUUGGUGAUAUAGUUAAAGUCAAGUUGAACCACAGCUUUCCAUGUGAUCUGGUAUUGUUAUCAUCACAUGAUCCAGAAGGAAAAUGUUAUGUUACGACAGCAAAUCUGGAUGGAGAAACCAAUCUAAAGACUCAUUUCAGUAUACCAGAUACCAAACACUACCAGACAGAUGCAGAUUUUGGUUCUUUACAUGCUAUGAUAGAAUGUCAACAGCCAAUUCCAGAUCUCUACAAGUUUGUAGGCAGAAUGACAGUACACAAAAAUAAUGAAAAUGUUAUGAAACCACUGGGACCAGAAAAUGUUUUACUCAGGGGUGCCAGACUUAAAAAUACACCUUAUGUUUAUGGUUGUGCAGUGUAUACGGGUUCACAGACAAAGAUGGCCUUAAAUUCCAAAGCUAAAUCUACCAAGUUCUCUAGAGUUGAAAGGGGACUCAACACAUUCCUAUUAGCUUUCAUUGGGAUUUUAUUAACUGAAGCUUUAAUAUCAACAAUUCUAAAGUAUUGGUAUGUCAGACAGGACUUCAUGCAGAACUCAUGGUACCUCCCUUCUGUUAAGGAGGAGAAAAAGUUAACAGUAAAAUCAGCUUUACAAGAUUUCCUGGCUUUUAUGGUGCUAUAUAACUAUAUCAUACCUAUCUCAUUAUAUGUGACUGUGGAGGUACAGAAGUUUGUAGGCUCCAUGUUUAUAGGAUGGGACCUUGAGAUGUAUGACGAGGAGAAUGACCAGCCUGCUAAAGCUAAUACUUCUGAUCUUAAUGAAGAACUUGGUCAGGUAGAGUAUCUGUUUACUGAUAAGACUGGUACCUUGACAGAGAAUGAUAUGCAGUUUAGGCAGUGCUCUAUACAUGGCCAGAAAUAUGAAGAGGUGGGAGGAAUGCUGUGUAAAAUGUCCUUGACAGGAGGACAGAGUAUGCCUGUACAUAAACUAACACCAGAAAUAGAAGAAUUUUUUGCGUUACUUGCCUUAUGUCAUACAGUGCGUGUGGAUCACCCUGAGAUGCACCAGACAGGAGCAGCCUAUGUUUAUAGUCACACUGGUAUGGAGUAUGAGUACCAGUCGUCGUCACCUGAUGAAAAGGCUUUUGUAGAGGCUUGUAGAAGGUAUGCAAUAAUAUUCCAUGGUCUGAAGGAUGGCAUGCUAGAGAUUACAUUUAAAGGUAAAAUGAAGAGAUACCAACAGCUACAUGUGCUAGAAUUUGACCCAACCAGGAAGAGGAUGAGUGUCAUUAUCAAGAAUGAAGAAGGAGAAGUAUAUCUUUUAUGUAAGGGUGCUGAGUCAGCUAUAUUAGACCGAGUGAUUGAUGGAGAGAAACAGAUAACUUUACAACAUGUCAAUGAGUUUGCUACAUUUGGAUUAAGAACACUAGUGCUUGCUCAAAGAAAAUUAUCUGAGAAAGACAUAGCAUUGUUCGAUGAUAAGCUACAGGAGGCAAGAACGUCCCUACAAAAUAGAGAGGAGAAGCUAGAUGAGGUGUUUGACUUUAUGGAGAAUGAACUACAUGUCCUAGGUGCCACUGCAAUAGAAGACAAACUACAGGAAGACGUUCCUAAGACUAUUGAGUCCUUAAGGAUGGCUGGUAUUAAGGUCUGGGUGUUAACAGGAGACAAAGAAGAAACAGCAGUGAAUAUAAGUCACUCUGCUGGUCAUUUUAAACAAGGAAUGACCAAGCUAAAGCUGACUAGAAUAACUGAUUCAAUAGAAUGUGCCGAAGCUGUCAGGAAACACAUGAUAAGUGCAGAGAACAAUUUCUCUCAAGGAAAACAGAAUGCAUUGAUCAUAGAUGGCACCACUUUAUCACAUGCUCUAUAUGACCAUGGUGAUAUCCUACGAGAUCUUUGUCAUUUAUGUGUAGCUGUGUUGUGUUGUAGAAUGUCUCCAUUACAGAAAGCUGAGGUUGUGAAACUGAUAAAGACAGGUAAAGAUGCUCCUGUAACAGCUGCAAUAGGGGAUGGAGCUAAUGAUGUCAGUAUGAUACAAGAGGCCCAUGUUGGCUUAGGUAUAAUGGGGAAGGAGGGUCGACAAGCAGUGAGGAACAGUGACUAUGCAUUCUCUAAGUUUAAAUUUCUUAAUAGAAUGUUAUUGUUACAUGGUCAUUUCUUUUACCACAGAAUAUCUACUCUAGUCAACUACUUCUUUUAUAAGAAUGUGGCUUUUAUCACCGCUCAAUUUUUUUACAUGUUUUUCUCUGCAUUUUCACAACAGUCGAUAUUUGAUUCAUUCUACCUGAUGUUUUACAACAUAACAUUCACAUCAUUACCCAUAUUUCUGUAUAGUUUGUUUGAGCAGCAUACAAAACAGUCAACAUUAUUAGAACAACCGCAGCUUUACAAAAAAAUAACAAGAAAUUGCAAAUUAAGUAAAAAAUAUUUCAUACAGUGGAAUGCCUUAGGUUUAUGGCACGCUGUCAUAUUUUUCUUUGGUGUGUUUCUGAUGUUUGACGGCGACAUUACAUUUUAUAAAAAUGGAAAGAUGAUGGACAAUUGGAUGCUUGGCUCAGUAGUGUAUAUUACAUGUGUAUUAGCUGUGAAUAUAAAGCUUGGAUUAGAAACAUAUUACUGGAGUGCACCAAUUUUCUUCUCUUAUAUUUUUGCCUUUGUGGGGAAUGUUGCAAUGACAUCACUUUAUACUGGCUUGUUAUGGCCAGACUUGAUCAUCACCCAUCAAGACUUUUAUCAUUUAUUUUUUGUACAUGUGUCGUGUGGACCAAUAUGGUUGUGUAUGAUCAUAUUGAUUGUGAUUGCCUUGUUACCUGAUAUUCUAAUACGUUGUAUUACUGAUAUACAGAGGGCAAAAAAUGACAGCAGAAGGGCUUACCAAUCUAAUGAAGAUAAAUAUUCGGUUUCAUUUACGAAGCGUGCAGGGAAACUUACAUUGUCUACCGUUAACAUUAUGGAUAAUGAAUAUUAGCCACAUUCGGAAUCGAUGAUUCCAUUGAAGGAGUUAUCUCCCCUAGAGACAGAGAAAUUUGUCACAAAUAGUGGUGAUGCUCUACAGUUGAAAUCCUUUGUACAGAAAACAAACUUGUGAUAUAUCUUUUAUUGUUGUUGAUAAUCAUAUCAUUUCAUUUGUUAAUUCAGUUUUAUUUAUAAAAGAUUGCAAAAUAUUGCAUUGUCCUAUGUAAAGGAAUGUACUUAUAUAUUUGAUAUAUUUUUGUUGGAGAACUAAACCUUAAAUAUCUAAAGUAUAUCAUUUUCACUGGAGUUGAUUGUUUUAUUAUCACUUCAAUUUUCUAAACAAAGAAAAAGGGAUCAAUAAGUGAUUUGGACCAUUUAAUAAAUUACUGAUGCUAAUUAUUAAAAAUGGCAGGUUGACUUUAGUUUGUUUUUUCUGUCAUAUUGAUAUUUACCUUACCUACCUUAUAGGAAAUAGUAUAAAUAAUAUUUUUUUCAUUAAGAUCCUUUUUUCCUACCCAAUUGUCAUAUCAAUUUUUCUAUAUCCUGAAUUACCUCAUAUCUGAUGUCUGUUGUCAUAAUUUUAAAAAACUUUUAUGGAAACAAAUCUUAAGAAAUUUUAAGAACCAUGAAUACCAAAUUUGUAUGAAAUCAUACAAUGCUUUGCCACAAAAUGAGCUUUAAACCAAUGAAAUAGGUUCAGGGUUAGAAUGUCAAAUUAGAGUUGUAAGCUUUAAGGCACUGUAGAACUAUAGUAACCAUCUAUCAAACAAUACACUAAUAACACACACACACAAAAUAAAUACAGAUUUACUUUUAUUGCCAUAGGGUCAGGGUCUUUAUAAAAAUAGGCUUUCAAUUUAUGAGUUAUUGAUGACUGGAUAACUUCUUGAAUUUUCAUUAUAAAGUUACCUUUUAGCAAAUUAUAUGAACUAUUUUUCUGACGGUUUAAAUUGAAAAUAGGAAAACAAAUUUGAAAUUUACCAGAAAUAAAAAAUCUUACAUAUGUAUGAGAAAAGGAGGUUUCCAGGUUUAACAUAUAAAAACAUGAGAUGUUGAAAACAAAGAAGUCUAAAAUAAGAUCAAUAGAUUUUUUUUAAAUCAAAAUAUAAAACUUAGUUUAAAGUUGAUAGAGUUAUCUUUCUUCCAAGGCAGCAAGCAUUGGAGUAAAUUAGUUGACAUGUAUAUGCCUCAUUAGAUUGUUAAGUUGUAAUCUUCUGCUUACCUCAGUUUAUGUGACAAGAUGGAAGUAUCAUGACAAAAAAAUUGUUACAAGCUUUGCCUCUAUGUAUAUAUGAACAUAUGUUUUGUUGAUUCAUUUAUUGUUAUGUUAUAUUUUGAUAAAUGUGUUGUUAAAUUGUGAUGUAAGAAGGUCAGGGAUUGUUACAUAUUUAACUAUAUUGUUUUUAGUACUUAUACCCCCUAUGGUGGAGGUGUAUAAUAUUUUGCUUAUUAAAUUUUUUCAUCUCUCUGCCUUUGAUAAUGAUUACUACUUCAAAUCCAUAGACGGGGUAAUGAAUCCUUUUACACCUACAAUAAACUUUUUUUUAUCAAAUAAUAUUUUUAUUUAUCAAUAUUUCAAAACAUAGAAAUGGUCAUAUCUUUGAAAAAAUGAAAUCUUUUUUGACAAUAAUUCAUCUUGACUACCAGUAUAUUUCAACAAAAUUUUGAUUGAAUCUUUAGAUGAUAAAUUCAGUCUCACUUUGUCUAUCCAUGUGGCAUAUACGAGAUUGACAUACCCUCAAGUCUGGUAAUUUCAUUUGUCUGAUAAACCUGUUCAUUUUAAAACAUGGGGAGGAAUGAAAGCAAAUGACAGACAAACAAAUUUACUGACCAGCAUAAUAUAAUUUGUAAAUUAGGACACUUUUCUAUUGUAAAUAUUGUAAACUGACUUCUAAAUGUCUUUUAAUUUUAUGUUUUAUGUUAAGGGAUUUCUGUCUGGUUGAUUUAUAAUGCAUAUUUUAUUUUGGUAGGUAUCACCCUAUAGACAAACAAACGAAUUUUACAUAUCUAUUUAAUUAUGGUAAAACGAGGUAUAAACUUUUGAACUUUGAGCAAAUGAUUUUCUCUGGUGACAUGUUGUGAAGAAGCCAGCAAUAGAAAUACUUUUCUAACAGCAGUAUACUACUGUUGCCUUUAUUUUUCUAAAUGUUUAGAGCAGAGAUACCAGUAGUCUUAAUACCUGAAGUUAUGUCUGUUGAUGAAAACUAUUUCAUAAUAAGUACUUUAAAUGAUGCAUAUUUGACAUUUGAUAGAUUUUUGUAUACAUUAAUUUAGCUUUAUGUAUCUUAACUAAAACUAAAUAUGAGGUCUUGUCCCUCAGUUCAGAUGUUGAGUAUUGCAAUGAUAAUAAAUCACAUUCUGAUAUCUGAUACAUAUAUCUGUAUGCAGAAUAAAUGCACACAUUAAGUAAUUUCUUAAUUAAAAGUAGUACUGUUUGACAAAGCAGGGAAGACAUAUCAUUGUGUUGACAGUUUUACAAUAUAUUCAGAAGUUGUAAAUACAUAUGGAUCCAUUUAUUUUUGUUAAACUAAAAGAGAGAAAUAUAUGUUCAUGAAAGUUAUCUUUGCAUUUGUGUUUAAUGCAGAUAAUCAAAGUGCCAUAUCAAUGUGAAUACUUCCUUUUGUUUUAGUACUUUUUUCUUACUUUUGUUUAUAACAUUAACUGCAUUUAUUUUACUGCAAUAUAUCAUCCAAAUUAAUGUCUCUUUAGUGAAGUUUGAGGCCAAAAUUAAAAAAAAUACAAGACUUAAUACACAUAUUGAAGAGCUGAAAAGAUAACUAAUAAAUAUAAAAUAAUAGGUAGUUGAGGUUUUGAUACUGACUAUAUCAUGUGGAAUAUCUAGACGAGCCCGUUAGGGUGAGUUAAGAUGUUCCACAUGAUAUAGUCAGUAUCAAAAACGAAACUACCUAUUAUUCUGUUUAUCGGUAAUUAUGACGUCACACAAUGUCAUGACGUCACACAAUGUAUUGCCUAAUAUUUUCAGUGAUGCAGCCAGUACGUUGAUACUUGAAAAUAUUAGGCAGUAAGAUCAAAGGAAAAAUAUACGAAUUACCGAUAAAUGAGUAAUCUAAAGCAGAUAAAACGUCUUUAAAUUUGAUAUUGUAAGUGAUAUUUUUAGUUGUUGAAGUAUCUUAUUAUAUUUGUAUAUUUUGAUUGCAUUUUAAUUUUUCAUGAUUUUGAUUAUGAUUUAUUUUCUAUUAAUAUAUAAUAUGUUUAUUUUUGUACUAAUUGAAACAGCAAUGCAACUGAAUCUUAACUAUGCAAAUAAAAAAUGAA
Mytilus trossulus (common blue mussel) is the source of this 6747-nucleotide messenger RNA. Its product is annotated as phospholipid-transporting ATPase IF-like. The coding region runs from base 152 to 3484 and encodes 1110 amino acids. Gene Ontology annotation, cellular component: endoplasmic reticulum; plasma membrane. The transcript is spliced from 29 exons. The record is from RefSeq and is a predicted model, not a curated record. Gene Ontology annotation, molecular function: ATPase-coupled intramembrane lipid carrier activity; ATP binding; ATP hydrolysis activity. Gene Ontology annotation, biological process: phospholipid translocation. Lineage: Eukaryota; Metazoa; Mollusca; Bivalvia; Mytilida; Mytilidae.